Molecule: messenger RNA, 6460 nt
Organism: Schistosoma intercalatum
Lineage: Eukaryota; Metazoa; Platyhelminthes; Trematoda; Strigeidida; Schistosomatidae
Source: the annotation of a GenBank genome assembly
GGGUGUGGCCCCCUAAGAAAACCACCUGCUCCGGUUUGGGCACCCGGACAGUAUCACAGCCCUCACACAUAUCAAAUGAGAUCUGUGUGGCGCAUAUGUAUUUGGUGCCCCCUUGUACCAAUAUCUAUGUGUUCAAAUAAAAUAACUAAUAAUAAAUGUUCUCUUAUGACCAUCUGCAAACAUUAGUGACACAAUAUAUUGGCUGAUUUUUUUUCUGUGUUCUGUUACACAUAUUGGUAGUCUGGAUGUUUACUGAUGUCAGUGGGAAAUCUCUAGUAUCCUGUGGUAUCAAUGUAAGUUCGACUAUAAAUAAUGGUUGACUUGUAUCAGUGUUUUACAUAACAUGGUUACUGGUAUUUUAGCGAAGGGUCCUUAAUAGACGUCUGUGUUUAUGUUAUUUGUACGUUUUCUUCGAUUGAAUGACGCAGAGUGCUUCUCAGUAAUGUAAGCUUCUUUUUUUCUAGCACAUCUACCAGUAGUGGUUUCUAAAUGGGAUCGACUAACAGCACGAUGUCAUCAGAAAUAUAGUGCGGAUGUUUUUGGCGAAACGUUGCUCAGUUAACCUUGAAAUGGACAAGCUAACAGGCUAUCGAUAAAUCUACUCAUUGAUUGUUGGUAUAGGUCAUGACCUAAAACAUAUCAUACAGUUUGGCAUGUACAAUCCAUGGUAUUGUUGUCUGGGAACACUAUGCACUGUUGCGUUAAAUCAGUACCAGUGACUUACUCUUUCCAAUACUUGUGUCGCUCUAGAUGAUGCACAUGCCACUAGUCUUGCUUUGACUUUGUUUAUUUAUCCGUGUGACUUUACAUGAUACAUGAAUACGUGACAAUUGGAGUUGAUAUAGCACUGAAUCGAAUAAUAUGUUGUUUACUCGUUAGAACAAAUGCCUGUUUGAAACUGUUUGUGCUUUCAGACCUUUUCUGUGAUAUUCAUUUUUGGAGAUGUAAUUGACCAGUAAUUUCUUGAGUUUAGUAAGUAAUCAGUGUAUAGAGAUGGGAUGUCAAGGAAAACUAGCAAUCAGAAAUGAUAGACACUGUAUCAAACAAACAAUGAGUUGGGGUAAACUCCAGUUUCCAUUGCAUCCUGUACGUUUAAGUUGUGUUGGUCUCAAGGAGAAUGACUUGUGUUCAUUACGUAUACUUUGAACUGAGUCUUACAACUAGAUAUCAUUUGAUGCUUUCGUGAUAUUGGUUUACUAAUAUUUCAUUAAUGUUGAAACUGUUUCUUACUGGGUUGGGCAGUUUACCAACGGUAAACCGACAAGUGUAUCUAAAUUUUAUCAAUUGGCUCAUAGGCUACUUACAUCUGUGGUACAUUUUUCUAACAUAUCCGACUAUUUGAAUUGAUGGAUCGUUUGUGUGAAAAGGUUUUUACAAACUCCAAACGAAAUUAUUACUGGCCUAUUAAUUUAUUUAAUGAGUGUAUUGCUUAGCUGAGUUAUUGUCUAUCCACUAGGGACUAAAGUAAUUUCUGGUUUUUGCGUCCAUUGAACUCAUCGUUAGUACAAAUCAUGCUUGAGACCAUGUAUUAUUCUAAUCCCUACUUUGAAAGUAUUUGUUCACACACUAAUUGUCAUGCUAUACUUUCAGGAUCCGAGAAACGUGAUAGUAGACGUCCUUUAACUGUUCGAGAUGUGAGUUUAAUUCGCUUGGCAAAGAAUGGGGAUUUGGAUUCAAUCAAACAAAUGAUAAAGGAAGGAGUAAACAUAAACGAGCAAGAUGAAACAGGUUGGACUGUAUUGCACGAAGCAUGUGUGCGGAACCUUCCACGUAUGGUUGAUUAUUUGCUACGACAUGGAGCUGAUCCUAGUAUCUCAAACAUAAGCGGUGAAAUGGCACUUCAUUGUGCUGCGCGAGUAGGAUGUCUGCGUAUUGUUCGAGCGCUCAUAUACUACAACGCCGACCCUUUGGUGUCGAACCACAGGGGUGAGAAACCUUUGGACUUGUGUCAUGACCCUGAGGUAUCCAGUUUUCUCAAACAACAUACUGAAACUAACCAAUCACACAUGUUAACAUCGUCUGGUUCUGGGAAAUCAUUACAUUCGAAAGUUCGCCAACAUGCACACGGUACAAAACAUCUGAUGUCUUCUUUUUCUGGUACGACAAUAUCCAGUUCUACUGAAUAUUAUGGUGGUGGGGGUAAAGAUAACAGUAGUAUAGCAAGUCCAUCAAAUGUUUGUUCAGACUCAGAAGAUGAUGGUCAUUCGCAUUCAGGUUUGAGUGUAACUACCAAUACAUCUCACCAUAAUAUUAGUCCUAUUAAUACUAACCAGCAGUUAGAUUUGAAUUGCUUAUCAUCUACCGGUCAUCAUAACCAUCCAACAUCUAGCCCAUCAUUGUCGUCUGUACCCAAAUCCGUAACUGAUGUGCACAUCUCUUCAGCAAAGUCAUUGAAGAAAGAUCCCUACGCGUUUGAAGAUGAUGAGAAUGAUGAGACGGUGAACAAUUCUGGGAACUCACUACUUCAUUCUGCGUCUGGUGUUAAUAAUAAUAACAAUACCAAUACACAGGCAACAGGACAUAUUGGAGUUCAUUCUGGUUGUGGUGUUAGUGUUGGUGGUCCAGCCAAUUUGAAUAAGUCAACUUCUUCCAAUUCUACCAUUUCUUCUUCUUCUACUACUGCUAUUACCACCACCACCACCACCACCACCACCACCACCACUACUACUACUACUUCUGUCAAUACAAAUACGAAUACUAGUCCAAAUAGUAAUAUCAGUCUUGGUAGUAUUGAUUCACUUUCAAAGCACACACGCCAACUGUCUUCUUCCAAUUUGUCAACAACUGUGGAGUGUGGAAAUACCACUUUGGAUAGUAAUAACGAUAAUACAUUGACGACAUUGACUGGUACAAUCAAUAGUGCUCUUACUACAACUACUGUUCCCAAUAAUAGUAGCAAUUACACAACUAGUAACAACAACUGUGCUAGUAUUGGUGGGCCUCCACUUCGGCUUCGUUUUGCAAAAGAAGCCGGUCAAUAUACCUUGAUGGAACAUCAACAACAACAGAUUGAUUUAUCCCUUUCGAGUUGUGAUGCAAAUCUUGUUCCUUCAUCAAGUGGAAUUAUUUGUACAACAACUGAAGCAUCUCAUGUCACUGUCAUUAGUGAUAGCGACAACGAUAACAAGAACAUGAAUUUUCAAAUGGAUAUUGAUAACAAUAAUAAUAAUAAUAAUAAUAGUAGCGAUAAUGUCAGUAAUGAGCAUAACUCCAAUAUGGGUACAUCGAUGACGAUAAAAAGUGAGCCAAUCACCGUAUCGGGUGAUGAAGAAUUGAAUCAUGUGUCUACAUCAUGCCAUUCAGAGUCAUCAGGAGGCGAAGAAAUCUCGGCACAGAAGGUUCCUCCUUUACGCAUAAAAUUUGCUUCGGGUACUUCUGGAGAUGAGUCAUCAUCAAUGACGUCGUCGUGCAUGUCAGUUGGAGCAACUGGUGGUGGAUUGGCAAUUCAUCCUAUUAAUAAUGUGGAGAAUAAUUGGAAUAAUGAGUCGAAUAUGAAUGUUAAAUGCGACGUGAAACCUCGUGUAUCUGAUGAUGGUUUGAUGACUGUGAAUAACAAAAGUGAUGGUAAGGAGGCUGGAGUCACUGUCACUUCUCUGGUUUCGACGAGUGUCGUUUCAUUGAAUGCUCUAGUUCCUGACAAAGUUUCAUGUUCAAGCGUGGAGAAUAUCGGUGACGGUAACAGCGGCAGUAGUACUACUACCACCAUUACUGCUACCGGCACUACCGAAACUGUGCACGAUCAAUAUUCUAGCUACCAUGAGAAGUUAUCUAAGUCUUGUGAUCAUGUUGUUGCAACGAAUGUACACCAUGACGAAUCGAGUACAGAGUUGUCCAUAUCUUGUACUCCCCCAUCAACAUGUAUCACUAGUGCUGGGAUGAACACUAGUGUGAAUAUUACGAGUGGUGUUAACACUGUUGAGAUGAAUAGCAAUCGUAGUAAUGCAAGUAAUGCUAAUAGGGUGAAGAUGGAUAAUACGCUGGAGACGAGUGAGUGUCAUGGAAAGAGUGGCAAUAAUAAUAGUAAUAAUAAUAACAACAACAACAACCACACGCACAAUCGAAGUAAUAAUAAUAGUAAUAAUACGAAUAAUGGUAAUCGAGAAGUGUCGAAAGAUACUCAUCGACAUCGUAGUGGGCGUACAUUACGUUCACAUACAGCUGCUCAACGUGAAAAAGAAGAAAAGGAACGUCACACGGAUGACGCUACUCCGAUUAAGAAGCGUAAACUUCGUUCUCGUUCGGAUACUGUGACAAAUCAUGAGAAUAUCAGUCAACAGAGUCGUAGUGGUGGUGGAAUUGGGACAGUAAAUGCAAAUAAUUCACCUGUAACAACUGUUCAUGCUGGUUCGUCAACUGAAUCUUCUAAUGUGUCGUUGUCUUCAAAUGCUGUUGUAAACAUGGAUGUGAUUGAAGAUACACAUGGUUGUUCAACUGUGACUGCUUCUUCUCAAAGUGACAGUCACAUGGAUAAUGAAGAGAAGAAGGUGUCUGUCGGGAGCUCUCAGUCUACAGUGCUGACGGAUAAAGAUACUACUGAUGUGCAUAUGACUUGUGUUUCUGAAAUGGAAGGAGGACAUUCUGUUUCAUCGUCUACCACCACUUCUUCUUCUACUAAUACUACUGCUACUACUACCACUCCUACUCCUACUCCUACUAAUACUAAUACUACUACCACUAAUGACAAUGAUAACAGCAACAAAAUGGAAGUGGAUAGGAAACCAGAGAUGUGUGGAACUGCUGUGUCAGUUGUGACAUUGAAUAUGGAUGGAUCGAAUGAUGUGAAUGUCGUGUCAUCAGUCUCCGAAGUAGGAGUGACGACGGUGGUAACAACAACAGUAGGUGUAGCAGGAAUAACAACAUCAACUCCAUCAUCAUCGUCAUUAGCGGAACAGAUAGGUGGAUGCUAUAGUGAAGCAGAUUGUGAUAUGAGUUAUCUAUUUUGUCCCUCUGCUCCUGGAGAUGAAGAUCGUAAAGAUGUUGAGUUGUUGAAAUUUCAAAAUCCAUAUGACAAAGCUGCUGAACUGAACAAGAAUUUGCGUGAACUUGUCAAUAAUCUGGUGAAGGUCCAUCCGAAAGCACCUUGUGGUUAUCAAGAUUACCUGUUGGUUACUCGUAAUUACCUAUUGGCUAAUCAACUCUCAUUUGCUACAUAUGUGAAACGUUCAGCACCAAGUCAUUUGGAAGCGACGUUUGUGGAAUUAUUCAAUGAACAAGAAGAAGAACGCUAUGCUCAGGCAUUGAAACACCAAUCAGAACGAGAACACUUACAACUGGGCGCAGAACAAGCUGUUUUACGUGCUCAAACACGUGGUGCUUUAGCAGUGGCUAAUCAAUCGAAACCAUAUUCGUUUUGUUCAAUAUUAUCCUAUAAUGAUUUGACGUAUAUUCCACCAGUUGGGAAAUUAGAGAAUCGAGAAGAAGAGAAUAUACGCGAUCGUUUCACCCCUCGUACAUUUAUCGGUUGGCUUCAAGACAUUAUCGAUACAUUUCAGAAUGAAAAGAAGAAAUUGCUCUGUCGACAACUUCAUGAAGCUGAGUCACUAAUGAUGGUGCAGAAACUUGAUUGGGAAAUGAAAACGCGUGAAACAUUGGCGUCGAAUAUCGAUUGUAUUGGUGUUGUGGAUGUAUUCAAAGACAUUCCAGCUAAUUAUGUUCCACUAAUCCCAGUGCCUAAUGAUUUUCCACUGUUCGCUCAUGAUCCGGUACAUCGAACGACAACGACUACCACAACAACAGCUGCGCCGGUGGCGGCGGCGGCAACAGCGACGACAAUGUCAACCACACCGAGUACUCCGAUCCCCAUCACCCCUACUACCAACACCACCACACACACCGCUGUCAAUCAUAGCCCAACGGUAUCAGCAACGACAACUACGCUGACUAACAACUCAUGAUUGAUAUGAUGAAGGGGACUUGUUGUUUUCAUUUUCUUAGUGAUGAAAUUUAUGCAUUUUGUCAUACUUCUCCUUUCUUAGCUUUGAUUUGAUUUUGCCUUCUCAUCUCAACAAAAACAGCCGGUAAACUACUGACAUUCUACUUCUUCAUCCUCCUCAUCACAUUGACUUUGUGUUUGUGCGUGUCUGUUUGUUUGUGUACAUACUGUGUGUGUUGAUGGAUUGACUAAUUUUCCAAUGAUUUUCUGUUGUCAUCAUCCUUGUCGUCGUCCGUAUUUAUGGAAUAUUAAUAUGUCUACUGAAUGUGUAUCUGUUAGAUUGAUGAUGCUGAGCAGUUCGUGUAUAUGUGUGUGUGUUGGAGUUUUAUUUCUGUGUUGUGGUGAAACUGUCUUUAUGAUGUGUAAUUUGCCAGUGUCAAUAAGACUGGUAACAAUAAUCAUUGUUAAUUUUACUAUGAUUUGUAUAGUUUCUUUAUUUGUGUAUUCAGCCACUUAUUUGCGUAAUUAAUUAAAUGCAUAUGUUUAUGUACCUGAAUUAUGUAAGUAAAUAUAUUUAUUUUUUCCUUG